AUGGGAAUCUUUUCACGCAGUUCGAUAAGUAGAAGAUCAAAAGAUGGGAUGAAGAUUAUUGCAACAGCAUUUUUUGGAGUAACUUUCGGCUUUCUGAUUGGAAUAUCUUUUCCAUCAUUAUCAAUCACUAAGGUGAGUCUCCCAACAAACUUUCUUCCGUCAAACGAUCUCUCAUAUAUAGAGGAAAAGGGUUCGGCAAUUGCAACUCCAGAUAGUCAUAAAGCUUGGUCAUCAUCAAAGAGUAAUGAUAGCAGCUCAUCUGGUCCCAUCGACAAAUCAAAGAUCUGGGUUCCUUCAAAUCCUCGUGGUGCUGAAAGGUUGCCACCGGGUAUGGUUGCUGCUGAAUCAGACUUCUAUUUGCGCAGAUUAUAUGGGUUACCGCAUGAAGAUUUGACCAGCCAACCAAGAUACCUCGUGACAUUUACAGUGGGUAUUAGUCAGAAAGAAAAUAUUGAUGCUUGUGUCAAGAAGUUUUCAGAGAACUUCACUAUCGUCCUGUUUCAUUAUGAUGGGCGGGUAACUGAGUGGGAUGAAUUUGAAUGGUCGAAGACUGCUAUACACAUUAGCGUGCGAAAGCAGACAAAAUGGUGGUAUGCGAAGAGGUUUUUGCACCCUGAUAUUGUAGCACGAUACGAUUAUAUAUUCAUCUGGGAUGAAGACCUUGGGGUCGAGCAUUUUAAUGCAGAAGAGUACAUAAAUCUGGUGAAGAAGCAUGGCCUGGAGAUUUCCCAACCAGGCUUGGAACCAAACAAGGGAUUGACAUGGCAGAUGACAAAAAGAAGAGGAGAUCUUGAAGUCCACAAGAUAACAGAAGAGAAACCUGGAUGGUGCUCAGAUCCUCAUCUCCCUCCGUGUGCUGCAUUCGUCGAGAUCAUGGCUCCUGUAUUUUCAAGAGACGCCUGGCGAUGCGUGUGGCACAUGAUCCAGAAUGAUUUGGUCCAUGGUUGGGGUCUUGACUUUGCACUCAGAAGAUGUGUUGAGCCUGCACAUGAGAAGAUAGGAGUAGUAGAUUCUCAGUGGGUCGUUCAUCAAACUGUCCCCUCCCUUGGCAGCCAAGGUGAGGCACAGGACGGGAAAGCGCCAUGGCAAGGGGUGAGGGACAGAUGCAAAAAGGAAUGGACCAUGUUCCAGAGUAGAAUGGCUAACGCAGAGAAGGAUUAUUUCAAAUCAUUACAAGUUGAAGGAUCAUCCAAUUCAACAGCAACCACCAUCUAA
Arabis nemorensis is the source of this 1215-nucleotide messenger RNA. NCBI's taxonomy places the organism in Eukaryota, Viridiplantae, Streptophyta, Magnoliopsida, Brassicales, Brassicaceae. The record is from the annotation of a GenBank genome assembly.